Melampsora larici-populina 98AG31 is the source of this 570-nucleotide messenger RNA. RefSeq lists its product as uncharacterized. The coding region runs from base 1 to 570 and encodes 189 amino acids. The transcript is spliced from 3 exons. The record is from RefSeq and is a predicted model, not a curated record. NCBI's taxonomy places the organism in Eukaryota, Fungi, Basidiomycota, Pucciniomycetes, Pucciniales, Melampsoraceae.
AUGUCUGCUUGCGCUUGUGAUGAUGUCCGUCUGUGGGGAGUUAGAACCGCUUUGGAGGUGAAAGGAGAGUGUUGGAUCUGCAAGGACUACGUGCCUCUCCUUAGCCCAAGGCAAAUUCAAUACUCGCUUCGUCAAGAUCGUCUGUACAACGCUUCCAAUGGAAGCCGUUCCAGUGUAUCUAAUGGAUCUGGUAAGUCUUCAUUUCAUUUGAACCACAUCAAGGUUGCACCAAAAGCCAAGUCCACAAACCAUGGAAACAUCAGACACCGUCAUCGACAACUUACAGUUUACCAGCUUAAAUACAAACGGGUGAAAGCUCAGCGUAACAUUAAAGUGCUUAUAGAGAAUAAGCUCCGCGAUGACAGAGCUUCCAUCCGUGAAGCCCUUUACCUUGUUUAUACUUACAACGGACCUUUCCUCCAAAAGGUUGGUGACAAAGGUAAAGCCGGCGCUUUUUUGCGUCGAGAGGGUUUGGGUGCGAUGUUUGUGAAGAUGGAAGAUCAAGAAGUCAAGUGGGAGUGGCUUCAGAAUCGAGUGAAUGAUGGUGAAGAUGAGAUUCACCUUGUAUAA